This is a messenger RNA of Ceutorhynchus assimilis (cabbage seed weevil), 1287 nucleotides long. NCBI's taxonomy places the organism in Eukaryota, Metazoa, Arthropoda, Insecta, Coleoptera, Curculionidae. The record is from the annotation of a GenBank genome assembly.
AUGCUAGUGACUAGUUACACUGACUCUCACGUUAAUUGUGGGUACACUUUGCCAACCUUCUUUCAGGGUUUCAAGCGUGACCUAGAAGAAUCAGACCUUACAGAAACCCUCACAGAGCACAAAUCGGCCCGAUUGGGAAACGAAAUCGAAAAAUAUUGGAAAGAUGAAGAAACCCGAGCUGCAAAAAAGAACAGGAAACCAUCUCUAGGCAGAGUCCUAGUAAGAUCCUUUGGAUGGGAAUUUAUGUUCUACGGAUUGGUUUUGUUUAUCUCGGAAGUCAUAAGAAUGGCACAGCCAAUAUUUCUAGGCCAACUACUUCAAUUCUACAUGCCCACCGAGCAAAAAAUCACCCAAGAACAAGCCUACUGGUACGCCGCUGGGGUGGUUCUUUGUUCGUUGAGUAACAUCCUAAUCAGCCACCCUUAUAUGAUGGGGGUGCUUCAUUUGGGAAUGAAGCUGAGGGUGGCAUGCUGCUCUCUUAUCUAUAGGAAAUCGCUUAAAUUAAGUAAGACUGCUUUGGGACAGACAACUGUUGGACAGGCGAAAAUGCCUCGCAACAGGGAAAGAAAAACUACUAUCGGACUUCACACCGAACAACAGAUGCAAAACGCUCUAAGACUUAUAUCGGAUGGUCAGAAAAUAAGGGCUGUUGCAAGAACCACUCAUAUCCCAUACACAACUUUAAACAGGUAUUUAAACAAAAUUCGGAAUAACCAUGAUCCUGAUAGGAUAAUUAGGCUUACACCUAAUUACGCAGUUCGCAAGAUAUUCACAGAUGCGCAAGAAAAAAGUAUUGUAGAUUAUGUUAUCAAAUGCAGCCAAAUGUUCUAUGGACUCACAAUUAUGGACGUUCGACGCCUAAUUUACGAAGUAGGAGUGCUGAACAAUAUAAAAGUACCAGAAAAAUGGCACGAAACGAAGCUUGCUGAAGAUUCGUUUGAGGAAGAAGAUGAAUAUGAGACAGUGGAUUGCAAGGAUUUUACUGUUCUGGAAAGUCUACCAAAAGAAGGAAGCUUUGUUAUUGUUGAAUUUGAGGUAAAAGGGAAAAAAAUUUAUUAUGCAGCUAAAGUUAUAGGAGAAAAGGAACAUGAAGCCGAGGUUAGUUUUCUCAGAAAAUCUGCCAAAACACUAAAUACUUUUUUUAUGCCAAACGUGCUAGAUAUUGCGAUGGUUGCACUGAAAGAUAUAAAGAUGAUUUUACCGCAACCCAAGCUUUCUGGAAAUACAAAAAGAAAACAAGGCAUGUACCAUUUCAAUCUCGACUUUUCUAAUAUCAAUUUACGUUAA